Kuraishia capsulata CBS 1993 is the source of this 909-nucleotide messenger RNA. RefSeq lists its product as uncharacterized. The transcript has a single exon. The record is from RefSeq and is a predicted model, not a curated record. NCBI's taxonomy places the organism in Eukaryota, Fungi, Ascomycota, Pichiomycetes, Pichiales, Pichiaceae. The coding region runs from base 1 to 909 and encodes 302 amino acids.
AUGACCUCCUAUCAAGGAGCGGCAGAAGCCUCUCAUAUACUCACCCCACCGUUGUCUUCAUCUCAAAACGAGUCUUCUAAGAUCGAAGUUAUGAGAAAAGCCUUUGAAAAGAUUUACAUGUUGGACUCGAAAGAAGUCUUCUUGCCCUCUGGUGAGUAUGUGGAGUCGUUCGAUAGUUCACUGGAUGAUACCAGUUCAUGGGAUGGUAUGGCUUCCACUGUGGAUGUGAUCACCAGCAAGCCCGAAUGGCUGCUUCGCGAAUCGGAGCUGGAUGUGGAUAAAUCCCCUGAACCUCCUAAAUUGUCUAAGCCUCCUUGUGAAAAGAAGGCUGUUAAAAAGCCGAAAAAGAAAACUGCUGGAAAGGCUAACGGUGUUGGGAUGGUGCUGCGUUAUGACGCCGCAUACAGAGUCUGGAUAGUUUUUAUGGAGAGAAAGUUUCAACAAGAGGGUCUCCGUCACGUAUUUCUGUAUGCAAUGGGUGACAAAAAAGAUAAGACAUUUGGGCCGGGUUCUGAAAGGAAGGCUUUGAAGAUCCUUAUUGAAAAUACGGCUGAUAGGUAUCACUGGAUGAUGUGGGGGACAUCCUCAGCGGUGUGGAUCAUUCGGGCUUUGAAGAGAAAAUGUUCUCCUGAGAACCUUGAAAGGGAGGCAUACUCCUCACUUGUGUCGAUGAAGUUUGGUGAUUUGGUUCGUCCGAGGUCAUUCUUUGAAAAGGUGAGAGUGUUGUCUGCUAAUCUUGGUGAUGAUUGUGACCUUCGCGAUGAAAGCAAGCUGGUCAGCUUUCUUGUCAAAAAAUUCCCCGAAGGUUAUGAGGGAUUUGGAAAGGGUAUAUCUAGAGGAUCACUGGAUGAUCUAGAGAAAUUUGUGACUGAGCGUUGUACUGCCAGGAAGCUGGCUCGUCGUUCAUGA